UUACAUCCCCGUAGCAAAGGGGAAAGUGACCAAUGUUGCAAUACUCUUUAUACUUACACCUCAAAUAAUAUAUUUUUUAGUUCACGUGUGUGCAGACCUCAGUGACAGAAACUUCUGGAGAGCACCGGUGAGCUGUAGAUGCCGCAGGCGGUCAGCGGGCGUCAUCGUUUUUCUGUUGUUGUGACGGCGCAAACCGGUGAAGCGACCAAUGAGUCAGCAGCUGAUCGGGGUUAGUUUUACCUAACCAGCCUAUAUAUAUAUAUAUAUAACGAGAACAGCCCUGGAGGAAACAUCUGCGCAAGUGAUCUGCUUGAUUUUUCACUAAAUUGUUCGGUUUUCAGAGGUAACGUAACAAUGGCAGUUCCAGUAGCUGCAUUACAACUGAGCACAUCAUCCAGCCCGGGUCUGCUGGAGCACAACAUUCACAUCAGCGACAGAGAUUUGGGAAGGAUUUCAAGUAACAAUGAAAACGACAUUCUGCCUUUACAUUCUCCGUGGACUUUCUGGCUUGAUAGAUCUCUACCAGGAACAACAGCUGCCGAAUGUGAGUCAAACUUGAAGAAAAUAUACACUGUGGAGACUGUCCAGAACUUUUGGAGAGUUUACAACAACAUACCUGGCGUCUCCAGCUUACCACUGAGGUGUAGCUAUCAUCUGAUGAGAGGAGAAAGGAAACCGCUCUGGGAAGAAGAAAGCAAUGCUAAAGGUGGCGUUUGGAAAAUGAAAGUACCUAAAGAGUGCACAUCUGCUGUAUGGAAGGAGUUGCUAUUGGCUACUAUUGGAGAACAGUUCAGUGAUUAUUGUGCCUCAGAGGAUGAAGUAGUCGGUGUUAGCGUCAGUGUAAGAGACAGAGAAGACAUUGUUCAGGUCUGGAAUGGAAAUGCUUCUUGUGCUAACGAGUCAAACAUCUUAGGAAGGAUCUAUGAGCUUCUUCCACAAAUACCUUUUAAAGCAGUGUUUUACAAACCACACGAGGAGCACCACGCUUUUGAAGGAGGUCGUUCAAGACAUUAGCACAUUUUGCACAUCAGAACCCUUGAGAUAUACAAUAUUUUUCUUUGCUUAUGAAAAUGUUUCGGACUAUAAUGUAUGGGCAAAUUUUGAAUCAGUUGAGUUCAUAGUUGCUUAAUGUAUCAUCUCAAUUACCUCAAAAUGUAGCCCGUGUAUUAUGAAACAGUCAAUGCAAUUUCCCAUCUUUUUAGCACUACUGUCAUUCAUAACAAUAUCCAAAAUACUUUUAUUUUAGCCAAAAGCAAAAACCAUUUUAGUUUAUUUUAUCUAAGGCAGUGUUUGUAUGUUUUUAUACAGCAGAGUUUUGCAAAAAUCUAGAACAGCAGAUCAUGUACAGUCAGAUUUUUUUAGAUGUAUUAUAGCAUAUUUUGUGCAGUUUCCUCAGCACAGAAAAAGCCAGGUCUCUGAAUUAAGUCUCAUUUUUGAAUCUAAGAGGAGGCCUAGUUCCACACAGCAAACCUUUAUCCUAACAUUACAAGGCUUUUCUAGUCAGCUCUUUUCUCUGUUUUGUAUGUUACAGUCAAAAUAUUGUUGCCUAUGCUAGAGAAAAUAAAUAUUUAGUAUGCUGUAAUGCUAAUAUAUGAACUGAAAAUUGCACAUUCUUUUUUAUUUUCUUCUUUAGAAUAUGAGUGAAUGAUGAAAGGAAUAUGUUUUUGUUAUAUUAAAAUGACCUCAGAGCACACAACAUCAUGAGUAGAUGCUGAGAAAUAUAUGCAAUAAUUUCUAUUUGUAGAAUUUGUGGCAAAUUGUUGUGGUCAUCCUAAAUCAAGCACUUUCUUCUUACUGUAAAUGUAAAACAUCAGAAUGUCCCUCCAGGAUUAUGUGGAGUUGUGAUAACUUAGACCAACUACAUUUUGGCUUUGUGUCACCUUUUCUGAUGAAGUGUAAAGCUGUUUUUGUUUUUGUUCAUUGUGUUAUGAGUUUCUUUUGUCUGAUUUUAAUACUUACUGAAAAAUAUUGAUGGCAAAGUUGAAAUGAUGUUUUUAUGUCGUCAUAUGACCUGUGUUAAAAUAAAUUUGUGAAACCUACCCUUUGUAAAGCAGAUAACACUGGCCCCAGGAAAGAUGAACAAUAAACAUGCACAUGACACAGAAAUCUGUUACAGGGGUGCAAAAAAUAAAGAUGUUGCUCUGUUGGGGCUAUUUUGAUGAAUUUGUACAAAUCAUAGGUGUUUGUUUAAGUGAUGCAAUCAGUGCAGCAGGGUCACAUGUAUGAAACAAGCUAAUCAGAGAUAGUUUGCUACUGCUGCACCAAAACAAUUUCAGUAUCUCCCAAGUACAUAGCUUUAAAGGUUUUUUUCUGUGGUGUUAAAUACAAUAGGUUGUAUUUGUGUUAUUGAAAAUCAGUAAGUUGAACCAUUAUACAACUCACCAAAGGAGCCUUUCCCGUAUGUUUGGGUGUGAGAGAGGGAAUGAGCUUGCCUAUUCUAGACUGCAUAGAACAGAGCAGAUUUUUUAGUUCUAGUACAAUACUAAAACAUUUGAGGUAAUCGCUACAGCAAUAUGGAGUACGUACUGAAAUCC
This is a messenger RNA of Toxotes jaculatrix (banded archerfish), 2534 nucleotides long. Its product is annotated as eukaryotic translation initiation factor 4E type 3-like. Lineage: Eukaryota; Metazoa; Chordata; Actinopteri; Toxotidae. The record is from RefSeq and is a predicted model, not a curated record. Gene Ontology annotation, biological process: translational initiation. Gene Ontology annotation, cellular component: eukaryotic translation initiation factor 4F complex. Gene Ontology annotation, molecular function: translation initiation factor activity; RNA 7-methylguanosine cap binding. The transcript is spliced from 7 exons. The coding region runs from base 355 to 1014 and encodes 219 amino acids.